CCGCAGCCUCAGAAGUGACUAUAAAUCUCCCGCCAGAUUCCACAUCGAAUCCAUCACAAGAAUGAAGAUUUCUACUACUAUCUCUAUACUACCUGGCUCUCCAUCAAGCCUCUGGACAACCAUGCGUUCGGUUGGCACAUUCAAUAUCGCUUGUUCAUUUGUAGCACUUUGGGCCUUUGUCAAAGUUCUAAGGACCCUCCGCUGGCGAUUGAAGACCACUCAACUACGGGGUCCACCUCGUUCCAGCAUCGUAUAUGGCGUUUCGAACGACCUCGUCUCAUCUACAGAUACUGCUGCAAUGUAUGAACGUUGGGCGGACGAAUAUGGGGUAGUAUAUAUGAUUCCGAGCGUCCUCGGGCAGACUAAAAUCGUGCUAUGUGACCCAAAAGCUAUAGCACAUUUCUAUGCCCGAGAGACAUGGACCUAUGUACAGACGCCCCUUGCGUCAGUGAUCCUAGAGACCUCGAUCGGCAGAGGGGUACUAUGGUCUCACGGUGAAAGCCACAGGAGGCAGCGGAAGGCCCUCACGCCAGCUUUUAGUAACGCAGCUAUUCGGAGACUUACAUCAGUGUUUUAUGACUCAGCAUACAAGGUCAAGGGUGCAUGGGAUACUGCUAUAGAAUCGAGCAAGGAUGGCAAUGCGGUCAUUGAAGUCCAGAACUGGAUGAAUCAUACCUCUCUAGAUACGAUUGGCAUCGCCGGUUUCUCCCAUGAUUUUGGCUCGCUCGAUGGGAAGCACGCUACCGUGACCGAAGCGUUUGAUACGUUCGGGAACAAUGCACGGGCCUCAGUGGCGAACAAGGUUUUUAUUUUGCUCUCGGAAGUAUUUCCUACCAUCGCCAAGAUUCCCACUAAGCGGACGAUUCGGAACAAGAAACUUGGCGUGAUCAUGGGCGAAAUAUCCAACAAAUUGUUGAUUCGCAGUCGCCAGGAGAAGGGCGCGAAUAUGAACGAGGCAGAAGAGGAGAAGUCCGUUAUUGGACUGUUGCUCAAAGCCGAAGGUCAGGAUGCCGAGCUUCGCCUGUCCGAGGAGGAAGUAGUGGCUGAGGUCCGUGGAGACUAUUCUAGCGACGGAUUUCAAGCUAACGUCAUGCAGAUGAAGGUCUUGCUUCUCGCGGGUUACGAGACGACAUCCAUCAGUCUUACGUGGGCACUGAUCGAACUAUCGCGACACCUCGAUGUCCAAACCAGACUCAGAGAGGAACUGCUUGUGUUUGGUGCUGAUCCGACAUAUGACCAAUUAAAAGCCAACCUCCCGUUCUUGGAUGCUGUUGUCCAUGAAAUUCUACGACUCCAUCCUCCGGUAUCCGAAUUCGUUCGGCUUGCCGCCGCAGACGAUGUUAUUCCUUUGGGUGAACCUGUGCGCACGGCGUCCGGGAAAAUGACCGACAAUAUAUCUGUAGCCAAGGGGUCAUUGAUUACGAUCUCAGCCGGAGCAAUCAAUCGCUCUUUAUCCAUCUGGGGACCUGACGCAAAGGAAUUCAAGCCUGACCGUUGGCUAACUGAAGGGGGCAUCAGUGGGAAGGCCAAGGAAGUCCAAGGUCAUAGGCAUUUGCUGACAUUUGUCGACGGCCCGAGGACAUGUCUUGGAAAAGACUUUGCACUUGCGGAAUUCAAGACGGUUUUAUCGGUUCUGGUGAAGAAUUUCAUGUUUGAGAUGCGGGAUGGACCAGAUACUCAGCUUGAGAUUGCGAGGGGGAUUUUACCUCGUCCGCGGGUUGUUGGAGAGGAUGGUAUUGGGGUACCUUUACGCGUUCGUCGGUACGAAUGAUUGGUUGCUGACAGGUUUAAAUAUUUUCCUCACUUGUCCGCGGCUGGAGCUCUUGCAUUGUAUUCAGAUCAGAAGUACCUGUAGCUUAAUAUCGUUACCACUCAAUUAAUAUUGGCUCUCUAUGCAAUGAAAGGCUUGGGGAGUGGAGCCUGUCGUUCGAUGUUCGUCCAGAUCUCAGGUUCAAGGGAUGGUUCAUUCAACGGGACGCAAGCCCGCCUUGCUGAGAAAUUUCAAUAUAAUUGAAAAACAAGGAUGAUGAUGAUAGGGAUGAUGGCAAUGAUAGCGAUUAGGACAGAAGACGUGCGCUUCACGAGGAAGCGGCUCUAUACAUAAUAUUCAAAAACGGAAGAUGCACGCAUAUCCAAGCAUAAGAAUUCUUCAUAUAGCUGUCUUGGAUAUCAGUCAAUCACUCGGGUUGUAUAGUCUGCUCAUCCACGCGACCACAAGUGUCUGCGUAUCGUGAUGACGGACAUAAGAAGACAAGAAAUACCGACAU
Molecule: messenger RNA, 2267 nt
Organism: Suillus paluster
Lineage: Eukaryota; Fungi; Basidiomycota; Agaricomycetes; Boletales; Suillaceae
Product: cytochrome P450
Exons: 11
Coding region: 62-1771 (569 amino acids)
Molecular function (GO): heme binding; oxidoreductase activity, acting on paired donors, with incorporation or reduction of molecular oxygen; monooxygenase activity
Source: RefSeq, a predicted model, not a curated record